CUCUGUCUCUCUAUAGACAUGCGGUACAUCGUAGACAAAUAGAUUGAAGCUACAUUGCUUAAAGUUCCAGCUUCAGCUGUUUGAUUCUCUUCCAAAGUUGUUUAUAUACUUGUAAGAUGUAUAUACUGGGAGUUUUGUUUAUACUCUGCAGUUUAGGUUAUGCAAAUUGAAGAUGUACUGAUAUUAGCAGGGUGUGUGUCCGAGCAUAUGGUUUAUUAGGCUUUCCCUGGUUAGGAUGAUUGCUGUUCUGUUAAUUUUAUUUUAGGAAUUGUAGUUGAUUUUAUGCAAAGCUAAUUGAGGUUUGUGGAGUCAUGGAGCUUUGUUGUCUAGAUGUCUGUGUAUCUUCAAGUGGAUAAAGUAUAUGGGGUUUUGAUGCGUGAUCCAAGUGAAUAUGUUUUAGGUAACAAGGAAAUUUGAUGGAUUUUUUGGACUUGAGAUAAUCUAUAAACAAAGAAGUAAGAGGAAAAAUUAGAAUUUGUAAAUAUUCAGGGCUUGUUUGCCAAGAAGUCAAGAACUAUGGAAGGCCAUCUGAUAGUCUCAACUGUCAAAUAAAAUUCCAUGGAUUCAUUGAUGGUUCUGUAAACAUCCCUUGCUUGAUAUGCUUUCUUGGUCUUUUAACCUUCACUUCAUUGUAUGGAUUUCACUGGUCUUGUUAUCCUCUUCUACCCACAUAACAUAGAGUAAAUAUUGAUUAUCAUGUGGAUUGUGGUGAUAUUUUCUUAUCUGCCUUGCAUUGGAACUCUGAUUAUUUACUAUGUUUGCAUUAUAUGGAGUUAAUCACUUGCAGUGUAUACUUGAGUGGUCUCAGAGAAGCAAAGAUUGCCCUAUUUGUUCAAGGCAAGUUUUCUUGGAAGAUGCUGCCAGCCAAGAGCUGCUGGCUGCAGUGGAGAAUGAAAGGAAUGCAAGGUCAAGGUGCAGUGUGCGAUUUGCCCCUGAAAUUCAUGAAAGCAACAAUCUGGAUGAGGUGGAAGAUUCUGAGUUUGAAGAGAGGAUUCUGCGGCAAUUUGCAGCUCUUACCAGCAGAGCUCGAUCUAUUAACAGAAGGAUAAGACAGACGUCUUCAGGAGUUGGUCCUGCACAGGUUCUUCCUUCUGCUCCUGUUGCAGCUGGUUCAAUUAUGCAUCAAAUAAGUGAUUCCUCAGAAGAGUCUCAAUCACCAGUUAAUGAAAUUUUUGGGAGUGGUCUACCUCCUUCUGGAAUAUCUUCUAGUACUGUUGGGCCACCAUCAUCUUUGUCUGUCUUUCCAUCUAUAUCAAAUGUAUCCCCCACUACUGCAGCAUGUGGAGACAGUUCAGUUAAGCUCAGUGAAUCACCGCCUGAGAAUCCCCAGAGAUCAAGCUCAUCUGAGUUGCAUGCUUUCUCAGAGUCCAUAAAAUAUAAACUCUCUGCUGCUUCAGCCAGGUACAAGGAAACAUUCUCAAAGAAUACACGAGGUUUUAAGGAAAAAUUACUUGCUCGGAAUACGACUGUCAAAGAAUUUGGCAAAGAAGUACAGCGGGAGAUGAGUGCAGGCAUUGCUGGUGUAGCCAGAAUGAUCGAGCGACUUGAUCUUAGCUCAAAACGUGGUAGUGCUUCUGGUCCUUUAUCCAGCGACACAGUGGGCACCUCAAGCUUUGCACAUUCAGGAAAAUCAGUGCAAGGGAGUGUAAAUCCUCAUUUUCAUGACGAAAAUAAACGGGAAUCUGCAAGUGAAAGGAGUUCCAAUGUAACCCCUUUAAUCUGCACCACCAUUCCAGAUCAGACUGAAGUUUCUGUUCAACAGGGGAGAAACUGAACAUCCGAGGCUGAUCAGUCAGAAGUAAAGAUGUUUUCAGAAUAGAUUCCUUGCCUGAUGAUGCUUCGUUAAAACUUAAUUUGCAAGUGACUGAAGAAAUCAACGCAGCCAUUCAGGUUGGCGAUUGAUUUGCGUCCUGCAUUGAUUGCUUAGAGCCUCGGAGAUAUAUGGCCUAGUGAGACUAAAUAUUAUAACUACAAGUUCCGGUAUUCCUUUAUUUACUUGAACCUACAUAAGUUAGAUAAGUGUCCAUUAUCUUAAUUAAUGGAUGGAGGAGUUCAGAACAUUAGUUUGUUGGCUUUCCGCACCUCUUUUAUUCUUCUCUCUCUUUUCCCUUUGGCAGCCUUUCUUCCCACAUUGCGUAAGCUGAGCUCUAGACUGAGCAGUCUGAUUCUCAGUAAAUAAUUUUAGUUGCUAGAGCGCAGUCAUAAAUGUGGUCAGUUGCUAUCACUUGUGAAGAAUGUUGUAAAUUUUCCGCCAAAACGUUUUGCUCGUCAGAAGGACUGAAGGAGAAUAAUAUGGUCGAUUGCUAUCAAUUUUCAGUUUAUUUUAGAUACUCAUUUGUUCUCGUGAAA
Molecule: messenger RNA, 2349 nt
Organism: Ipomoea nil (Japanese morning glory)
Lineage: Eukaryota; Viridiplantae; Streptophyta; Magnoliopsida; Solanales; Convolvulaceae
Product: E3 ubiquitin-protein ligase RHF1A-like
Exons: 8
Coding region: 755-1774 (339 amino acids)
Molecular function (GO): ubiquitin-protein transferase activity
Source: RefSeq, a predicted model, not a curated record